UCUUGUUCCCAGCCAAAAUAUCUAAAAAUUCUUAUAUCAAGAAGGAUUUUCUAGACAAGUAAAAUUACUGUCUUGUUUUCAGAAAAAAAACAAGUCAAAAUUAAGUGAUUUUUUUGCUUAGAACAAGCAAAAUAAUCUGCCAAUGGGGUAAGAAAAAUAAUCUUGUUUUCGGUUUGAAAACUAUGAUUACUAAGUCAUGGUUACCACAAUUUUACUGAAGUAUUACUACAAUAUUACUAUAGUAGAAUAUUGCAUCAAAACCAUGGUUUGGAAAAAACAAACAAACAUGGUUACUACAAUCAUGCUUACUACAGUUUUACUAUAGUAAAACCAUGGUUAAAUGUUGUAUAAGUGUAGCACUUUUCACAAUACUUAUUUCAAAGUAGGUUUACAGAAAUUGCAUGUUUCAAGGUUCAAUUUAAAAACAUCCUGUUAGCAGGGGAUAAUCGUACUCUCUUCACCUCUGCAAAUGAUUCAGAAUGCAGCAGCACAUCUUGUUUUCAAAUGAGCCCAAGACAGCCCUUGUCACACCAUUUCUCGUCUCUCUGCACUGGCUUCCAAUUGUGGCUUGCAUCAAGUUCAAGACAUUGGUGCUUUCCUACAGAACAACCACGGCUCUGCACCCCCUACCUCCGCUCUCUCUUACACAUCUAUACCCACUCGAGAAUCCUGCAAGAGCAAUGAGCAGAGCCUCAUUGUUCCUUCGCAGAGAGGCACAAAAUCACUCUUAAAGACGUUUCCUCACUGGUGGAAUGACCUACCUAACACCAUACGGACAGCUGAAUCCCUCACAAGUUUCAAGAAACAACUGAAAACUCAUCUCAUCCAUGCAUCUAAAAAUAUGAUAAACUGAAGACCUGCAUAACGGGCACUUCUCGUGUUUAUUGCCAUUUUAUAAUGAUGAAUCGCUUGUUGUUUUCCUGCCAAAUGAUUAAAUGUAAAUUAAUCUUAUUUGACUUUUCAUACAUCGGUUUUGAUCGAUUGAUUUACUACUUUAUUUCAUUCUAAAGCAGUUUUAGAGAGGAAGUCAAACUCUAAAGUUCAUUGCAGCAGAACUGGAAGAAACCUUUCAUCUACGAACUAAACACACAUCUAAUCAAUGGCUACAUACAAGACGUUUCUUCACUCAACAGAUCAAACUACUUUUCUGAGGAAAAACAACCACACGAGGUUUCAGUAUGACUCAGUAUGAGCUGCUAGAAUCACGCUUCAGUAAAACUGCCAACGUUUUUGUUUUAUUUUUCCAUAUACACAGUCACUGAUAUAUAUUCCGUUUAAUUAUAACAUAAGUCAGUAAGAUCCAUGUUACCAUAGAAUUCAAGGAAAUAUACCACUUUUCUAUUAUUAGGAGUAGUAACUAAUAUAGUCAGACAACUAUACCUUUCAGACAUUAUCAAAGUUAAAUGAUCAAGAUCAAGAUUGUUUUCCACUGUCAGGAACAGUUAAAGUCAAUAAGAAGUCUACAGGACAGAAAACCAUUUAUAUGUAACUAUAUAUAACAUGCACACAGAGCAUGUGCAUUGAACUAGGAGGGUCAAAGCCUGUUGUGGGAGGAUUCAGACAGGUUGAGUGUUUUCAACAGAUAGUCUUAUUAGCUCAGACAUCGAACAACUGAAGAAAAUGUUUGUUUUGUUCUGUUUCUGCUGGUGGAGUCUGAUCAGUGUUUUUGUUGCUCUGACAGAUGAAAUACAGUCAGUGUCAGUGGUUGAGGGAAAUUCUGUCCUUUUACGCAUGGAUGUUACUGAAAUACAAGACGACGACAAUAUACUGUGGAAAUUUGGAGAUGACCAUUUUCUCAUAGCGAAAAUCAACAGAGAUAAGCAAAUCUUCUCCACAUUUGAUGGUCCUGAUGGGAGAUUCAGAGACAGACUGAAGCUGGACAAACAAACUGGAUCUCUGAUCAUCACAAACAUCACAACUGAACACGCUGGACUCUAUCAACUACAGAUAAUUGGUGCAAAAUGGUCAUCAAAAACAUUCAAUGUUUUUGUCUAUGGUCAUCUACCCACUCCUAACAUUACCAGAGAUUCUUCACAAAAUCUUUCAUCAUCAUCAUGUUCAUUGUUGUGUUCAGUGGUGAAUGUGGGUCAUGUGACUCUCUCCUGGUACAAAGGAAACAGUUUAUUGUCCAGCAUCAGUGUGUCUGAUCUCAGCAUCAGUCUCUCUCUACCUCUGGAGGUGGAAUAUCAGGAUAACAACACCUACAGCUGUGUGCUCAACAAUCCCAUCAGCAACCAGACCACACAUCUGGACAUCAGUAAACUCUGUCACACAUCUCCAGUUUCUCUGAUAGUGCUGGUUUCUGCUGUUGGAUCUCUGUUGAUUGUUGCUGCAGUCGUGAUGUGCUGCAUCUGCAGGAAAUGUAGAAAAACUGUUACUGCAGUUAAGACACUGGAGGAAGACAGAACUGAUUCAUCAAAAUCUCGAAAACCGAAAUCAAAGGCAAAUGCUGUGUAUCAAAAUGUCCCCAAAAAACGAUGAUCAAAUGCUGUAUCUACUGGAAUUGAUGCCAGAGUACAUAUGGGACAAUACCUCACUUUUGGUUUUAUUCACAUUUGUUUUCUUCAGGAUGUCUGUUCUGUCUUCACACUUUGUAUCACAUCUUUUGGUGUUAAUGCGAUGUCUGAAUUUUUGUUUUAAUUAAGUGGUUCAUCAGUAGCAUAGCAUCCAGAAACUCAACUAAAAUGUUCUAUUUUUAGUUUAUCACAUGGAAAUUUACCUAAUAUUUAUUAUUAAAUGUUAAUCACACCCA
This is a messenger RNA of Onychostoma macrolepis, 2752 nucleotides long. RefSeq names its product natural killer cell receptor 2B4-like. The coding region runs from base 1621 to 2481 and encodes 286 amino acids. The transcript is spliced from 6 exons. Lineage: Eukaryota; Metazoa; Chordata; Actinopteri; Cypriniformes; Cyprinidae. The record is from RefSeq and is a predicted model, not a curated record.